Dendronephthya gigantea is the source of this 1428-nucleotide messenger RNA. RefSeq lists its product as uncharacterized. The coding region runs from base 1 to 1428 and encodes 475 amino acids. The transcript has 7 exons. Lineage: Eukaryota; Metazoa; Cnidaria; Anthozoa; Malacalcyonacea; Nephtheidae. Gene Ontology annotation, cellular component: membrane. The record is from RefSeq and is a predicted model, not a curated record.
AUGCACAUUACCGACUACUGUAAAAAAGAUAUCCUUGUUCUCUGGGACAUUUCGAAUUAUGUUAACUCUACGUACAUCGAUGAUGUGAAAGAAUUUCUGAAGAAAUUUAUCAAAAGUGAAAAGCUGCGCGUGGAAGAACAAGGCACUCAUCUUGGUUUCGCUUCCUUCUCAAGCGACAACCGAACUAGAGAAUUAUUGGAGGUUGGCGAAAUUAAGAACAAAACAUUGUUGAUGCAGUGGCUGGAUAGAAUUGGCUUUGAAAAUAAUCCGAGCGGCGAUACGGCGUCCAAAAGUAUGGUAAAAAAUCCGUUUAACGGGACAAGUCCUAAAAAUUUCCGUGCGGACGUAGAAGACGUUAUUUUGAUGUUAACCAGCAGCGCACAUGAAUCUUCAGAAAAUCAAACGAGGCUUGUCGAUGAAUAUACCACAAUACUUAGCAAGAAGAAUUUCACUAUUGUCCGCUUGGCGGUCGGAAAUGAGGUCAAAAAGUUGAAAUUAUAUAUUAAUGGCUGGUCGUCACCAGAGCGAAUAUUCGAAUUAAAGUUGGACGAGUUGGACAAAGUUGUGAAUGAAACAGUUGAUGCUUCCUGCACUUUACCUGGAGGAUGUGAAUGCAGAGAUGGCGGUAACUAUGAGUUGACUGCAUAUGCUAAACCUAAUGAAAUCAAAGGGCUGGUCCAUUGGUCAGUACCAGAAGUCACGUGCACUGACUAUGAGAGAGGCCAAGUUCAUCCACCUGACGUCAGGUCUCCUGCAAAUUUCUCGCUGGGCAAGCACGUGAUCACCUAUCCCUACUCGUACAAACGCAAUAACAAGACUAUAGAGUUCAAGUGUUUUGUUAACGUCAUUGUUGUCUCUUGUGAUUGCCCAUGCCCACAAACAGUAAAUUCUAAAGUUGAAGAGGGCCAGGACAAGAUCUUCGUCAGUUGGACAGAACCUAAACCUAGAUGCCCGGCAACACCCCAUCCUGCCAAUCCGAAAUUUAUUGGUUUGUUUUCUAUUGGUAAUUACACGCGGUACUACAAUUACACCUACAGCAACAAGCAUCAAACAUUUGGCAUCCAAUGUCAUGUAAGAAUUGGUGUCACAGAGAAUAAAACGCUGAGGUUACAAGGAUCUUUAAGUAAAAAUGGAACAGGUCGUGUUGAAGUGUUCCUCAAUGGACAAUGGGGAACAGUCUGUGAUGAUGGAUGGGAUUACAAUGAUGCUAGAGUUGUGUGUCGUCAACUUGGUUAUCCAGAUGCCGUUAGAGCUCUUCACGGAGGUAAGGCUCCUGGUGGUUCUGGACGGAUAUGGUUAAAAUGGGUUGAAUGCAAAGGAAUGGAGCAAAAUUUGAUGAGUUGUUCUCAUGAAGGAUGGGGAGAACAUUAUUGCAGUCAUAUCCAAGACGCUGGAGUAGAAUGUGUUUCAACAGUUUGUGAACUUUAA